AUGGCUUCCGCGAGAGACACGGCUACGUUUUUUACAGAAGGUUCCGCGUCUCAGUUUCAGUAUGUUUUGAGUUUGUAUCCCCAAGCAUUAAGACUAAAAGCAGAAAGAAAGACAAGGAAGCCAGAAGAGCUUAUAAAAUUGGAUAAUUGGUACCAAAAUGAGCUCCCGAUGAAAAUAAAGCAAAGAGGAAAAGAUGCUCAUUUAAAUCAUGAAGAAUUAGUUCAACUUAUGAAAUGGAAGCAGUGUAGAGGAAAGGCUUAUCCUCAAUUAAAUUAUUUAGUCAAAGUGAACACUCCAAGAGCAGUUAUGGCCGAAACAAAAAAAGCAUUUCGAAAAUUGCCUAAUUUGGAACAAGCUAUAACAGCAUUAAGUAACUUAAAAGGAGUCGGAACAACUAUGGCUUCAGCAUUAUUAGCUGCUGCUGCUCCAGAAACAGCUCCUUUCAUGGCUGAUGAAUGCUUAAUGGCCAUCCCGGAAAUUGAAGGGAUAGAUUACACGACUAAAGAAUAUCUCAAUUUUGUGCAACAUAUUCAGUCUACAGCAGAAAGAUUAAAUAAAGAAUCAAACAAUGGACACGGCACUUGGAAUCCACAUCAAGUUGAACUGGCAUUGUGGACACAUUUCGUAGCUAAUGAACUUGAUCCUGACUUACUUAAUGCCAUUCCUUCAGCCAAUGGCAAAUCUAGUGUUACACACCAAAAUGGAGAAGUUAAAAAUGCAUCCAAUAAUGAAAAUGAUCACUCUGAUAAUGAAAGUUCCAUAGAAGCCGGAAAAAAUGAAGAAGAAACAAACGACUCUUUAGCGAGUGGUACAUCCGCUACAAAUGAUUCGACAACAAACGAUGCUGAUGCAACGGAUCAACGGCAAACAGAUGAAGAAAGUCAAGAUCCACCGCCUGCUAAGAAAUCACGAGUUGUUGAAGCCGGCGAAAAAUGA
Messenger RNA from Pediculus humanus corporis (human body louse), 936 nucleotides. RefSeq lists its product as uncharacterized. Lineage: Eukaryota; Metazoa; Arthropoda; Insecta; Psocodea; Pediculidae. The transcript has 7 exons. The coding region runs from base 1 to 936 and encodes 311 amino acids. The record is from RefSeq and is a predicted model, not a curated record.